Lathyrus oleraceus (garden pea) is the source of this 2698-nucleotide messenger RNA. RefSeq lists its product as uncharacterized. The record is from RefSeq and is a predicted model, not a curated record. NCBI's taxonomy places the organism in Eukaryota, Viridiplantae, Streptophyta, Magnoliopsida, Fabales, Fabaceae. The transcript has 4 exons. Bases 131 to 2698 code for a protein of 855 amino acids.
GGUUGUUCUACCGGUAACCAUUGGAAGCACAUACGUUGGGAAUGGUUUGAUAGAUUUGGGCUCUAGUAUAAAUUUAAUUCCCCUUUCCAUUGUCAAACGAUUGGGAAAUGUGGAGAUUAAAUCAACAAGAAUGACCUUACAACUAGCAGACAAGUCUACAACCUCACCAUACGGAAUUGCCCAAGACAUGCUCGUAAAAGUGGACAAAUUUCUAUUUCCUGUGGAUUUUGUAAUAGUAGAGAUGGAUGAGGACCGCGAUGUACCCCUAAUCCUUGGAAGACCUUUUAUGAAGACCGCUCGAAUGAUGAUCGACAUAGAUGAUGGGCUUAUGAAGGUUAGAGUGCAAGAUGAAGAGGUGACUUUUAACCUUUUCGAAGCAAUGAAACAUCCAACUGACAAGCAUGAUUCUUUUCGAAUUGAUGCAAGUGAAGAGGAAGUAGUGGAGGUCGUGAAUCAAAUCCAUAUUUCUAACCCUUUGGAAAGAUCCCUUAUUGGAGCAUACAAUGUGUUAACUGACAAUGAGGAACGAGAGAUCGAAGCGAUGUUGCGUGAGUUAGAAUCUUGUGGUGAACUGGCCUAUCAAGAAGAAUUAGUGGAAGAUUUGAAUGCAAAGAAGGAAACUGAAGAGCAAAAGUUAGAAUUGAAGAUGCUUCCGUCGCAUUUGAAGUAUGUGUUUCUUGGAGAUGAGUGUACCAAACCGGUGAUUAUAAGCAACACAUUGUCCACGCAGGAGGAAGAUAAGUUGAUUCGAGUUUUGAAAAAGAACCAAGGUGCGAUAGGGUGGGUUUUAUCCGAUUUGAAGGGUAUUAGUCCAGCAUAUUGCAUGCACAAGAUAAUGAUGGAGGAAAACUUCAAACCGGUUGCACAACCUCAGAGGCGUUUGAAUCCAUCAAUGAAAGAGGUGGUUCGGAAAGAAGUUGUUAAACUUUUAGAAGCAGGAAUGAUUUAUCCCAUAUCUGAUAGUGCAUGGGUGAGUCCGGUACAAGUGGUCCCCAAGAAAGGUGGAAUGACGGUGAUUAAAAACGAUAAAAACGAGUUGAUUCCGACGAGAACAGUGACAGGGUGGAGGAUGUGCAUCGAUUAUAGAAGGUUGAACCAAGCCACAAGAAAAGAUCAUUUCCCACUACCUUUCAUGGAUCAAAUGUUGGAGCGGCUCGCCGGCAAAAACUUCUACUGUUUCUUGGACGGAUAUUCGGGGUAUAAUCAAAUUUCAGUAAAUCCGGCAGACCAUGAGAAAACAGCUUUUACAUGUCCCUUCGGCAUUUUUGCUUACCGAAGAAUGCCUUUUGGAUUAUGUAACGCACCGGCCACGUUUCAACGGUGUAUGCAAGCUAUCUUUUCAGACCUGAUAGAAGAAUGCAUCGAGGUGUUCAUGGACGAUUUUUCUGUUUAUGGAUCAUCUUUUGAAGUGUGCUUGAAGCAUCUUGAUGUAGUUCUAGAGAGAUGCGUGGAGACCAACCUAGUGCUCAACUGGGAAAAAUGCAAUUUUAUGGUAACUGAGGGUAUAGUGCUUGGUCACAAAAUUUCUUCUGAAGGGCUAGAGGUGGACAAGGCCAAGGUGGAAAUUAUUGAAAAGCUGCCACCUCCAACCAACAUCAAAGGAAUAAGAAGCUUUCUAGGACAUGCCGGUUUCUACCGGAGAUUCAUACAAGACUUCUCAAAGAUCGCAAAGCCACUGAGUAAUUUACUCAACAAAGAGAUUCUAAAGAUGUCUAAGAGAACUAAGACCACAGCACCUCCUCAGGCCCGUGCUACCCGAAGGUUCAUCAGUGAGGAGCACGAAGCACGCUUUGAGAGUCUUGUCAAGAGGACUAUUCUACCGGAAAGGUUUAUCCGCCUGGCUCCAACUGGAGUGUAUCACAGAGUGGUUGAGGUUUUCGAGCAAAGAAAAUGGAUGAAGUUGUGUGAGCCGGAAGCCGCAAUCAACUACGACCUUGUCCGAGAAUUCUACGCGAAUGCGAUGCAUCGUGAGGAAGGUACGACCUUCAUUCACCAGUCCAGGGUAAGGGGAAAGAUUGUGUCAUUUGGAAGGAAUGACAUUAAUUCUUAUCUAGGUCACCCCUUAACUCUUGGAGAGGGGGAGAGUUGUGAGUACAAUACCAUGGUGGCAGCUGACAGGUGGAACCUAGAAGCAGUCAAUGCCACCCUUUGUCUCAGAGGAAAAUCGUUUGAAGUGAAUGACCAAGGGCACCCGAAAUUGUGGAAGAGGGAAAAUUUCAAUUUGGAAGCUAGAGCUUUUUUGGUGCUACUGUUAACCAAUAUCAGACCAAGAAGCCACACCACCACAAUUCCUAUGGAUGUCGGGUGUCUCUUGUACUGCAUCAUGAUCGGGAAGACGGUGGAUGUUGCAGCCCUCAUUUCAUGCGAGAUGAGAAAGAUUGUGUUAAGUGGAACAAAUUUCGGGGGCAAAGCUGGGGUGCUAGCUUAUCCAGGACUCAUCAUGGGAUUGUGCCGUAGGGCCAAUGUUCACAUUCCUGAGGAAGUGCACUACUCGAUCACCAGUGUGAUCAGUGACGCUUAUUUGAACAGGUUUCUGCAGAACCCGAAUGAGAAGACUGAUGCAUCUGGUACUUCUUCCUCUCGGUCCCGAGCCAGGUCCCGUUCUCAACCUCAACCUCAGAGUACCCCAGGUUCUGAUCAGAUGGUUUUUGCCAACUACUGCUGUGAGAACUUUGAGGCCUCCAGGAGCUCUAGUUAA